CCAUGGAAAACACCACUUUAUACACGCUCCAUUAUCGCUGUUCGUUCAAUCCAAUGCACGAUAUCAAUGAAACAUUUGAGAUAAUAAUUUUGUUUCCCAUAGUUUUCUUCAACCUCCUCACAGUUAUUUGUAUUUUCAAGUACCCAACAUUACGAAAUUACACCAAUAUGUUCGUAGCGAGCCUUGCCUCAGGCGACAUUGCAUACGGAAUGUUAGCCCUGAUGCCAGCAGUCACCAUCAAAUACUCAAAUGGUACCUCAAGAUCGUUUUGUAUUUUAGUAUUAUCAACAAAUUUCUGUUCGGCCUACUUGUCUCUCAGCAAUCUAACGUUGCUCUCCAUUGAACGGUACAUUGCAGUAGUUAUGCCAUUUAAAUAUAACAUUUACGUGACAAAGCAGACGACCAGCGCCGCCAUUUUGCUUGCUUGGUUGGGAAAUAUAUUGGUUACGGUCACCAUGUCGUUUUUCAUGAAAUGGGAAAAUGUGACGACCUGUACAUUUGAAAACAUUUACCCAAAAUGGAUCAACUCGUUCGUUUUUAUUACCGGCUUUCUGUAUAUUAUUAUAACUAUUUUCUUUUAUGUAAAGGUGAUGUGGAUAGCAAGGAAACAGUUGCGAGCGAUUGGCCCCAGUUCAAAAACAAACAAUUCAGAAGCAGAUGAGAUAAACAAGGCAAAGAUGAUGAUGAUAAUUUUCGGCUUUUUUAUAUGUUGCUAUAUUCCUGUUGUGGCUUUGAAAGUCAUAGAAUAUAUGUCCAAAUCACACAAAAGAUUUAAAGUCCUCAAAUGUCUCUCAACUUUCUUCAUUAAGAUCAACUAUUUCAUUAAUUUUUUCGUCUAUAAUAUCUGCAGUAAACAGUUCCGAAAGGCCACCAAACAUUUCUUGUGUUGCAACAAACUAAGACUUUCCUCCAACCAACAUUGAUAUCUUUUGUUUUUUACACUGAAAUCAAACAACUGGAUGACUCGGAUUACAAACAUGAACAUACAAGGUUCUUCACUUGCAAGACGGAGAGGUUUAAACUACAGGAAACUGUUUAUGAAUUUUCCUAACAUCGUGUACCCCAUAACUAUAGUUUAUUGACAAAUCACUUGCUACCCCGAUUUUAAUAAUACGUUAAUUGUCGCAAAAAAAAAUGUUUUAAAGAUUUUAUUUGAAAACGUAUGAAAAUUUAACUUUGAAAUUAUGGAAGACAUUUUUGUAUUAAGUGUUUCUUUAUCUUGCAAAACACCAGUAUUUCUUUUCACGAUAUCCACAUCUCAGAACACAACACAACAUUACCUCGUGCAUCUCUGUACACUUUGGGAGAACAUAUACACCACGGGAUCUAGGAAACUAGCAUUAUCCCGUUUAUGGCUCGGAAAGGACGUUGAACUCGGAAAAGGACGUGUGGUAGAAGCCAUAGCCACUCAUAAUAAAAUGCAAUACUGGUGGAAUGUACCAAUGAAGACCUCAAUAAAAUGUUUUGUUGAAAUUCUGGAGUGUUGAAUGCGCCGCG
Octopus sinensis (East Asian common octopus) is the source of this 1497-nucleotide messenger RNA. Its product is annotated as adenosine receptor A2a-like. The transcript is spliced from 2 exons. The coding region runs from base 3 to 923 and encodes 306 amino acids. Gene Ontology annotation, biological process: G protein-coupled receptor signaling pathway. Gene Ontology annotation, molecular function: G protein-coupled receptor activity. Gene Ontology annotation, cellular component: membrane. The record is from RefSeq and is a predicted model, not a curated record. NCBI's taxonomy places the organism in Eukaryota, Metazoa, Mollusca, Cephalopoda, Octopoda, Octopodidae.